GACCCAAAUCUCAAGAUCCUGAACGUAAAUGCUAGAUUUCCUGGAGCCAGACAUGACGCUUAUAUUUGGAGUGCUUCUGCUGCGCGUGGUGUUAUGGAACGCGCAUAUCAUGAUCGCGGCGAAAGAAGAACGUAUCUCAUUGGCGAUUCAGGAUAUCCAUUAGAACCCUGGCUGUUAACUCCUUUGCCUCAUGAGCCUGAAGGAACUCCACGAUUCUUGUAUAACGAGGCAUUAUGCAGUGCAAGAAAUUGCGUGGAACGAUUGUUUGGAGUACUUAAAAGCACAUGGAGAUGCCUUUCCAAGCACAGGGUCUUACAGUACGAACCUGGCUUUGCAGGAAGAAUCGUUAAUGCGUGUGCAGUUCUACACAAUAUGCGCAUUGCUGGCGGUAUACUUGACGAUCCGUUUGAAGACUACGCAAACGGAG
Molecule: messenger RNA, 427 nt
Organism: Formica exsecta
Lineage: Eukaryota; Metazoa; Arthropoda; Insecta; Hymenoptera; Formicidae
Product: putative nuclease HARBI1
Exons: 2
Source: RefSeq, a predicted model, not a curated record